AUGUCGAACCCUACCACCAGCACCAACAUGAACCCAUCUUCGGACCAGUAUACCAGCUCCAAGGCUGCCGACCCCGAGACAGCUUCCAUUGCCACCUUUUCCUCAACCACGCCUCUAGUCAAGAAGGACAAGAAGGAAAAGCAACAAAAGCAGAAGAAGGAGGCCGAGAUCGACGUUCAGAAGCUACAGGAGCAGGCUUUGCGAUCGCAAAUCCGCUUUACCAUGUAA
Fusarium keratoplasticum is the source of this 228-nucleotide messenger RNA. RefSeq lists its product as uncharacterized. The transcript is spliced from 2 exons. The record is from RefSeq and is a predicted model, not a curated record. Bases 1 to 228 code for a protein of 75 amino acids. NCBI's taxonomy places the organism in Eukaryota, Fungi, Ascomycota, Sordariomycetes, Hypocreales, Nectriaceae.